UAUCAGAUCAUCCAGCUGCUCUCGUGUUAGCUAAUAAUGGAUUCUCUCGUCUGCACAUGUACCUCGUUGAACAACGUGAUGAGUUGCUAAGAGAAGUCCAAACAAUGUCACAGAAUAACUUAGGAUACUUCAUAGGAAUUAGGAAAGACCCAAUCACACAGCAGGACUUCCUUAACAGGAGAUUUGGGAAAUACAGUGAUGAUGACUCCAUUACUUCACUGACUGAGUUUCCUGUACAGAAACACUCGCAACGUCAUUCAGAGCCAGUCCAGCGUACAUUAGCUCUGUCAGAGAAUUGUUUACUGGAGAGGGAUCCUAGUACUUAUGCAAUAGUGACACUGAAGCCUCUCUGCUCUGUCUUCUCUCUCAUAAGGUAUCCUGAAAACCCUCAAAACUUUGCAGUUGAAUACAACACUGGACAGAUUCGACGCUACACUUCAGCUGAUAGGGAUUCACUACUUUGUUCAAUACUUGAUGGAGUCCGUGCCACUGGUAACAAUGACGUGUGUGUUAAAAUGAAACGUACGAUACUCGGCCAGCGUCUAGGGCCCAUGGUCCUCCCAGUGGAGGAGGAGGUGGAGAGCAUGUACCUCAAGCUACUCGGGACAACUCCGCCCGGCCCGUCUUUCAUGACAGCUGUUGAAGAGUUCAAUGCUAAUAUUGGGUACAGUGGGUUGAACCAUGCUGUGACUCAGGAGGGACUUUUUACCGAAAAUAAAGAGAAACUCAUCACUCAAGCUCUUCUCUCUCUCUUAUCUAAAGAUGGCGACCAGUCCUCUCUAUCAGCUUAUGAUCUGGAGUGUCAGUUUCAUUCUUUGAGAAGAUUGGUAGCAUCUAAAGCUGGAUACAGUGCCUUCACUGAACUACCAAAUUUUCGUGAUUCUGUUGGUAAGAAGGUAGUCCGUUCCCUCAAGCGUAAAGAUGAUGGUAUCACUCAUGCUUGUGUUGAUUUCCUGUGUGCCCUUAUGCAACCAAUGCAUGACAACUUUGACCUCAAGCAGGAGCAACUCAACAAGUCGUCUCUCCUCUCCAGUAAAGCUUUCAUUGACAACCUUUUAGAAGUCCUUAGAUCACACAUAAAAUUAGGAACAGGUGCUCUUGUCAUUAGCGCUCUUUUAGAUUUCAUUACAUUUGCAAUAUGUCCUCCUUACAGUGAGACUACCCCUGGUGCCAUGUUUGAUAGUGUUCUUGAGUUGACAGCUGCUCUUAAUCGGGGACUCUUCAAGUUAUUCCAGCAUCCAUCACUCGCUAUUGUUAAAGCAGCUGGCCUCAUUAUGAAAGCUAUUAUUGAAGAAGGUAAUGAGGACAUUGCUAAAAGGAUGCAGGAGCUAGCACUGGCUGAAGGAGCUCUACCAAGACACAUGCACACAGCUCUCUUCACUUCCAGUGCUGACAACAGACUACUGACACACAGACAAUUGAGUCGUCAUUUAAUCAAACUGUGGAUAACUGGUAACCCCACAGCUAAUGCACUCCUACUAAGAAUGCUGCCACUUGGUCUAGUUCAGUAUUUAGAGUCUUCAGAGAAAGCCCCUGAAGACACUGAUAGGAUGCACAUUAGGGAUAAUCUAAAAGCAGUCCAGCUGUCAAGGAAGAAGCUGAAUGUUGUUGAGUCGACACUUCUCCACUGGAGAGCUAGACUACGCUCCAAACCACAGCCCACUGGCCAGCCGGUCACCUUGAGGAAGAGGAGGGAGAAUAUCAAAUCUGAAGCAAACUGGACACUCUUCUAUUACAAAUUUACAAUUGACCAUGCUACUUCAAGCCUAAUAUGGAACUACAAGACGAGGGAGGAGCUUAGGGAGGCCCUGGAGACUGAGAUAAGAUCUUUCACUAUCGACAAAGAUCUCAGCGGUAACGCUGAGAUAUCAUGGAAUCACGUUGAGUUUGAGGUUCGAUACGAGAGCCUCUCAGACGAGAUCAAGAUCGGGGACUAUUACCUGAGACUGCUCCUGGAUGAAGGAGGAUCCACUAAAUUUGUUAAACCGUUGGAGUUUUUCAAUGAUUUAUAUCAUCGGUUCUUACUCUCACCAAAGCCAGCUAUGAAAGCAAUGUGUCUCCAGGCAAUGGCUAUAGUCUAUGGACAGUGUUAUGAAGAGAUAGGACCAUUCAAUGAUACUCCAUUCAUUGUACACAAACUAGAAAGAUGUGAUGACAAGGAGGAGCGUGAUAGACUAUUAAUGUUUAUUGAUAAGUUAGUCUUUCAUAAGAAGAACAUUAAGCUAUUCCUUGAUGCUCACGGGAUGAAGAUACUAGUGGAUCUACUGGCAAUGGCCCACCUACACACCACAAGAGCUUACGUACCAACACAGACCAACGUCAUUGAAGCUGCUCCUGAUCAAGGUGGUAACUCUGAGAAGGAGUGGUACUUUGGUAACCGAGAGAGAGAAAGGGAGGGCCCCUAUUCGUUUGAGGAGAUGAAGGAGCUGUGGACAGGAGAGACGCUACACCCAAAGUCACGCUGCUGGGCUCAAGGCAUGGAGGGAUGGAAGCCAUUGGAUCAGAUAGCACAACUGAAGUGGAACCUAAUGGCGACUGGUACUCCAUUACUGAAUGAGUCAGAAGUUGCUGCCCUUAUAUUGAAUAUGCUCAUUAGAAUGUGUAACAGUUACCCUACUAGAGAUAUUGAUGAUGCUGUUAUCCGUCCACUGCCCCGAGCUAAGAGGAUGCUUUCAGAACCGACUGCCCUCCCUCAUCUUGUCCAGCUGCUGUUAACCUUUGAUCCGUCACUCGUGGAUAAAGUAGUGACACUAUUGAACAACAUAAUGGAAGAUAAUCCACAGUUGCCUCGUUUGUUCAUGAGUGGUGUCUUCUUCUUCAUAAUGAUGUACACUGGCUCCAACAUACUCCCAAUAGCUAAAUUCCUCCAAUACAGUCACACCAAACAAUCCUUCAGACCUGAUGAGCAAGCAACAUCAGAUAUAAUGCUGAGGAGUAUUCUCGGUCAACUGCUGCCAGAGGCUAUGGUCCAUUAUUUAGAGAAUCACGGCCCCGAGAAAUUCAGCUCAAUAUUUCUUGGAGAAUUUGACACCCCAGAGGCUAUUUGGAAUGCUGAGAUGAGGAGACUGAUGAUUGAGAAGAUAGCGGUACACAUUGCUGAUUUUAGUCCUAGACUAAGGAGCAACACUAAAUCCACCUAUCAGUAUUGUGCCAUUCCCAUUAUUCAGUAUCCACAAUUAGAGAACGAACUGUUUUGUAAUAUUUAUUAUUUGCGUCAUUUGUGUGAUACCGUGAAGUUCCCCGACUGGCCAGUCAAAGACCCAGUUAAAGUAUUAAAGGACGUCUUGUUGGAGUGGAAGAAAGAGGUUGAUAAGAAACCCCCAGAGAUGUCAGUGAGUCAGGCUUACGAGACUCUCGGGCUUGAGGUUGGAGUAGGCGGACAUGAGGAGAGCAAGAUCCGUAAGUCUUACUUCAAAUUGGCACAGAAAUACCAUCCAGACAAGAACCCAGAAGGAAGAUCUGUUUUUGAGGCUGUUAACAAAGCCUACGAGUUCUUAUGCUCCAAAUCCGCUCACACGAAAGUCGGACCAGAUCCUGAGCGUAUUGUCCUACUACUCAGAACCCAAUCAAUACUCUUCACUCGCUGUGCUGACACACUCCGCCCAUACAAGUAUGCCGGAUACCCUAUGCUUAUAAAGACCAUCGAGAGGGAGACUGGCGAUGAGGACUUGUUUUCUAAAUCGGCUCCAAUCCUGACAGCUGCUAGUGAAGUGGCCUAUCACACUAUGAACAACAGUGCUUUGAACUCAGAGGAGCUGUGUAGAGAGAAUGGAAUACCAAUACUUCAAGCAGCCUUCACCAGGUGUGUUAAUGUCAUUUCUGAGUCCAGCAAAGAGGAUGACAUGUCUGUCCAGGUCUGUUCGCACAUUGCCAAGUGUUAUAGAGUAUCCUCUCAGUUUGAGGCGUGUCGUGAGUCGAUUGUGGAGACACCCAACAUUGUCAAAGACCUCUGUAGAAUUAUGUAUUAUAAGAACCUUCCAAGAUUAAAUGUAAUAGCAACAGAAACUGCUUCAUCAUUUGCCGUUGAUGAAUGGUUACAGACACAGCUGCUACAAGCUGGUGUCCUUUGGCAUGUGUUACAGUAUAUAUUCAAUUAUGAUUACACUCUUGAUGAAAGUGGAGUGGAAACCAACGAAUCAACCAACCAACAGGAAGUUGCUAAUAAUCUGGCGAGACUUAGUUUGGUAGCAGCUGCAAGACUAGGAGGAUUUAAAUUGGCUGGCAGUGAAGGAACACCUUACAAUAAAGUCAUACAGUCCAUAUUCUCCAACCUACUCACUCCAUACCUAGCUAAACUAAUAUCAAGAAACACAACAAAUGAAUUGCUAAAGAUAUUGAAUAGUAACACUGAGAAUCCUUACCUUAUAUGGGAUAACAGGACCAGAGCUGAACUGACCGACUAUUUGCUGACACAGCAAAAGAGCAUGAUUAGAUCAGGAGAGUGUGAUAUGUCAUUUGGGGAGGAUUUCAAGUACUCCGUGCUAAAGGAUGAACUGGUCAUUGGUGAGGUCUAUAUUCGUGUUUAUAACGAGCAGCCAACCUUUGUACUCGAGGACCCCAAGGGAUUCGCCACUGCAGUACUGGACUUCAUUGGAUCUAAUGCACAAUACCUUCAUUCCUUGAUGGCGAUGACAGCUAGUGACAUUGAUAAAGGGCAGCAUGCUGUGAGACUGAAGAAUGUGGAGAUGGCUCUUGAAGCGUUGUACAACGUCCUCCAUGCUAACCCAGGAGUAGAGAUACAGUGUAUGGGACACUUCAAGUUAUUGUUCUCACUAUUAGGAGUACAGGGAGCUAACAAAGUUCAAAUGUGUGCAUUACAGGUGGUAUCGGCAGUCACUGGUAAUAAGAGCUGUGUCUCUAAUAUAGCUGAUUCUAAUGUUCUACAGUAUCUCAUGAUAGUACUGCAUUCUCUACCAGCAUCUCAUAGUUUAGUUUUAGAAGUUUUACAAGCUUUAACAUCGCACACUCAAAUAGUCAAAGAAUCCAUUCAGAAAGGUGCUCUUAUAUAUCUGUUAAAUCUCUUCUGCAAUUCUCAGAAUUCUUCAGUGAGAGAGCAAACAGCUAAUCUCUUUGCUAAGAUGAUAACUGAUAAACUGGUUGGUCCUCGUGUUAGGAUUGUACUAGGAAAGUUCCUUCCUUACAUAUUCAUGGACGCCAUGAGAGACAGUGCAGAAGCAGCUGUCAUUAUGUUUGAAAAUACGCAAGAGAAUCCUGAGCUAAUCUGGAACGAUGAGUCAAGAGAGAAAGUUUCUGACAUGAUACAAACAAUGACAAAUGAAUUUUUCCUGCAACAGAAAGAUAAUCCUGAAAUCAUAUGGAAGUUGCCUGAGGAUUUUGCUGUAGUCUAUUCUCAGAUACAAGGAGAGGUUGAAGUAGGAGGAGUCUUCCUUAGACUCUUCAUUGCUCAACCGAACUGGGUGCUUCGUAAACCCAAAGAGUUUCUCAUUGCUCUCCUUGAGAAGUUUAGUGUCCUCAUACAGUCACACUCGCCAGAUGGUGAGGUACUAGAGACAGUGACUCAAGCUACAGUGUGUCUAUUCAGUGCUCAACCAGCAAUGGCUGAUCAAGUACCACCACUGGGCCAUCUUCCUAGGAUAUUUGAGAGGAUGUUUGCGGAGAAUAACAGCAUACCAAAGUCUUGUGUUGAAGUUGUUAAUGUGCUAUCUGGAAGUGGAUUUUGUGUUCGCAAUAUGUCCAAGAUAGACACAGCAAUGAAAUCUCUGCUAGCUGCUAUGAAGAAGAGACCAGACUGUGUUAAUUCAGCUGCCGAGAGUAUCAGUAAAAUGAUGGAAGAAGGCUCACCUGAGCUGGUUCAUCAGGCACUAGAGCACGGGAUGGUAGCGUAUUUAUUGGAACUGCUGGACAGUGCUUUAACUGAGUGUGAUAAACCUUCGGCUACUAAAGCAAUCAUCGCAGAGUCUCUGAAACUAAUGGCCAAGGAUCUUGCUAAUGGAGAAAGGGUAAAUGAGUUACUAGAUAGCUCUAAAGUAUGGAGUGCCUAUAAAGAUCAGAAACACGAUCUCUUCAUUACUGAUACACCAAUAGCUGGUUACCUAACAGCUGGUAGUGUGGGGGGAGUUGCUGGGUAUCUUACAGCUGGUACUUCAAUAGGAUCAGGUGGAUCUGGAGCACCUCCUCCACUUGAACCUCCGGAAGAUGUUGGCGCCAACGAAGAUGACUAAUAUUAUUAUUAUUAUUAUUAUUAUUAGUAUUAUUAUUGUAAUUUUGCUAUUAAUAAUUGCUUCCCUUGAAAACUGAUUGUACAUGUCUUGUAUUGUUUUUUGAUUAUUUUUGAUCUGCUGUUUUGUAUUUAAAAACUUCUCUUUUGUGUUAUUAAUUUUAUUAUGAAUU
This is a messenger RNA of Amphimedon queenslandica, 6351 nucleotides long. RefSeq names its product dnaJ homolog subfamily C member 13. The coding region runs from base 57 to 6182 and encodes 2041 amino acids. The record is from RefSeq and is a predicted model, not a curated record. The transcript has 41 exons. Gene Ontology annotation, cellular component: endosome membrane. Gene Ontology annotation, biological process: regulation of early endosome to late endosome transport; receptor-mediated endocytosis; endosome organization. Lineage: Eukaryota; Metazoa; Porifera; Demospongiae; Haplosclerida; Niphatidae.